Messenger RNA from Quercus lobata, 936 nucleotides. RefSeq lists its product as uncharacterized. Bases 1 to 936 code for a protein of 311 amino acids. The transcript has a single exon. Lineage: Eukaryota; Viridiplantae; Streptophyta; Magnoliopsida; Fagales; Fagaceae. The record is from RefSeq and is a predicted model, not a curated record.
AUGGGGAAAGGUAAAGCGAAGGUCGUCCCUCAGGAGAGGAGGGACUUCAAGUCGGAACGAUUUAACAACAGCAACAGGCUGAGAAGGGACUAUGUAGAGCAAUCCGGAUCUACUGGGGCUCAGGCAGUCCAUGCUGCGUUCCGAGAACCUCUUCACAAAAUCCUAGAGAAGAUGAAGUAUGAGCCUUUCUUUCAGUGGCCGAACAAGAUGGCUGGCGACCCUUUGAAGCGUAAUCAGAACCUGUAUUGCGCGUACCAUCAGGAGCCAGGUCACACUACUGAUGAUUGCAGGAACCUGAAGAACUAUUUAGACCGGCUCGUCCGAGAAGGGAAGCUGAGACAUUUGCUGCACCGCCCUGAAGGAUGGCAAGAACCAUCAAACAAUGAAACCAAACAAAGUACGUUGAGGCCACCCAUUGGCACAAUUAAUGUCAUUCUCGCCGCACCUGGAAGGACAGGCUCUGUCCCCGUCAGGGUAAUGUCAGUGAGCAGUUUCUCGACUAAGCCAGAUGACAGGGAAUCCAAGAGAGCUAGAACGAGCGCCACGCCAUUAAUCGGGUUCACGGAGGAAGACAAACAAGGAACUAUCCAACCCCACGAUGAUGCCUUAGUCGUUACGCUCAGAAUAGGAGGUUAUGACGUGAAAAGGGUGUUAGUUGAUCAAGGCAGCACAGUGGAGAUAAUGUACCCUGAUUUGUAUAAGGGACUGAACUUGAAGCAGGAAGACCUGUCGCCAUACGAUUCCCCCCUUGUUAGAUUUGAAGGAAAUGUCGUCAUCCCGAGAGGCAUGAUUAGGUUGCCUGUGCAAACAGACUCAGAUGUGAUAGAAGUGAACUUCAUUGUCGUAGAUGCAUACUCCCCUUACACAGCCAUCGUGGCCCGGCCAUGGCUUCAUGCACUAAGGGCUGUGUCGUCAACCUUGCACCAAAAGGUGUAA